GGGCGGCGGCACUGGAUCUACGGCUGCCCGAUCGCUGGCGGGAGAUGUCGAACCCCGGGACGCGCAGGAACGGCUCCAGCAUCAAGAUCCGUCUGACAGUAUUAUGUGCCAAGAACCUUGCAAAGAAAGACUUCUUCAGACUCCCUGACCCCUUUGCAAAGAUUGUUGUGGAUGGGUCUGGGCAGUGCCACUCAACCGACACCGUGAAAAACACAUUGGACCCAAAGUGGAACCAGCACUAUGAUCUGUAUGUUGGGAAAACUGAUUCUAUAACCAUCAGUGUGUGGAACCACAAGAAAAUUCACAAGAAACAGGGAGCCGGUUUUCUGGGUUGCGUGCGGUUACUUUCCAAUGCCAUCAGCAGAUUAAAAGAUACUGGAUACCAGCGUUUGGAUCUAUGCAAACUAAAUCCCUCAGAUACUGAUGCAGUUCGUGGCCAAAUAGUGGUAAGUUUACAGACUCGAGACAGAAUAGGCACUGGUGGCCCAGUGGUGGACUGCAGAGGACUGUUAGAAAAUGAAGGAACUGUGUAUGAGGACUCAGGGCCGGGAAGGCCGCUUAGCUGCUUCAUGGAGGAACCAGCCCCUUACACAGACAGUACUGGUGCUGCUGCUGGUGGAGGGAAUUGCAGGUUUGUGGAGUCCCCAAGUCAAGAUCAAAGACUUCAGGCACAGCGACUUCGAAAUCCUGAGGUGCGAGGUUCAUUACAGACACCUCAGAACCGACCGCAUGGCCACCAGUCACCAGAACUGCCAGAAGGCUAUGAACAAAGAACAACAGUACAAGGACAAGUUUACUUUUUGCACACACAGACUGGAGUUAGCACAUGGCAUGACCCCAGGAUACCAAGUCCCUUGGGGACCAUUCCUGGGGGAGAUGAAGCUUUUCUAUACGAAUUUCUUCUACAAGGCCAUACAUCUGAGCCCAGAGACCUUAACAGUGUGAAUUGUGAUGAACUUGGACCACUGCCACCAGGUUGGGAAGUCAGAAGCACAGUUUCUGGGAGAAUAUAUUUUGUAGAUCAUAAUAACCGAACUACCCAGUUUACAGAUCCGAGGUUACACCACAUCAUGAAUCACCAGUGCCAACUCAAGGAGCCCAGCCAGCCGCUGCCCCUGCCUAGCGAAGGCUCUCUGGAAGAUGAGGAACUUCCUGCCCAGAGAUACGAACGAGAUUUAGUCCAGAAACUAAAGGUCCUCAGACAUGAAUUAUCACUUCAGCAGCCCCAAGCUGGACAUUGCCGAAUUGAAGUAUCCAGAGAAGAAAUAUUUGAGGAGUCUUAUCGCCAGAUAAUGAAGAUGCGACCAAAAGACUUGAAAAAGCGACUAAUGGUGAAAUUCCGUGGAGAAGAAGGUUUGGAUUAUGGUGGAGUGGCAAGAGAGUGGCUUUAUUUAUUGUGCCAUGAGAUGUUGAAUCCAUAUUAUGGACUCUUCCAGUAUUCCACGGACAAUAUUUACAUGUUGCAAAUCAACCCAGAUUCUUCAAUCAACCCUGACCACUUGUCUUAUUUCCACUUUGUGGGUCGGAUCAUGGGGCUGGCUGUGUUCCAUGGACACUACAUCAAUGGGGGCUUCACAGUGCCCUUCUAUAAGCAGCUGCUGGGGAAGCCUAUCCAGCUCUCAGAUUUGGAAUCGGUGGAUCCAGAGCUGCAUAAGAGCUUAGUGUGGAUUCUAGAGAAUGAUAUCACCCCGGUGCUGGACCACACUUUUUGCGUGGAACACAAUGCUUUUGGGCGGAUUCUUCAGCAUGAACUGAAACCCAAUGGUAGAAAUGUGCCUGUCACAGAGGAGAACAAGAAAGAAUAUGUUCGGUUGUACGUAAAUUGGAGGUUUAUGAGAGGAAUUGAAGCCCAGUUUUUAGCUCUUCAAAAAGGGUUCAAUGAGCUUAUUCCUCAACACCUACUGAAGCCUUUUGACCAGAAGGAACUAGAGUUGAUAAUAGGCGGCCUGGAUAAAAUAGACUUGAAUGACUGGAAGUCAAACACGCGACUGAAGCACUGUGUGGCUGACAGCAACAUCGUCAGGUGGUUCUGGCAAGCAGUGGAGACAUUUGAUGAAGAAAGGAGGGCCCGGCUCCUACAGUUUGUGACUGGAUCCACAAGAGUCCCUCUCCAAGGCUUCAAGGCUUUGCAAGGCGCGGCAGGGCCCCGGCUCUUCACCAUCCACCUGAUAGAUGCAAAUACAGACAACCUUCCGAAGGCCCACACCUGCUUUAACCGGAUUGACAUCCCACCUUAUGAAUCCUAUGAGAAACUCUACGAGAAGCUGCUGACAGCUGUGGAGGAGACCUGUGGGUUUGCUGUAGAGUGAAGAGCAACCAAAGGCAACAGAGUCUAGCUCAUGACCACCAGACCAAAAGCAUAUAGCUUCUGUGUGCCUCCCACAAAGCUGGCUGAGGCCCUGGAAUUCUGGAUUAUCUGAGGGAAAAGGGUUGUCUACCUCCUUUUAUUAGAGGAGGGGGACAGGAGACUUUCAUUGGUGGCUCCUACCCAUAUAUCCCUCCUUUUGUUAUAGUACUCCCAACCCCUUCCAUGACCCAUCCAAUAAAAUAUAGCCAGGUUUAGCCCUUGGCCUUGGUCACACAGGAUAGUUUGCAGUUGCAACCCAUGUGGUGAUAAGGCUCACAGUCCUGUGCACUUUACAGGAGCAUCAACCAACCCACAGUUAGGGGACUGAGCCAGGCUUAGGGUUUGGAACUGGUAGAGAUACCAGUUGUUCCAUCUCAGAACAAUCUUGAGGCCCUUUUCACAUUCAGAAGCAACUGGAAAUCUUACCGGAGCUCAGAUUCCAAAUUUUACAUCAUUGAAGCCUGUUCUGGGUAGCAGAUUGGUUUCUAACUGAAAAAUAACUGUAUAUUAUACACUUAUUGGAAUUCUGCCACAGCAGGAAACGAGUCAAAAUGUUUUUUCCCUUUGAAAGGUGAAGGAAUUAGACCAGCUUUUACUGGAGGCCCAGGGGGUUUUAUUCUGUUUUGUUUUUUUUUUUCAGGGUAUCCUGGCUGGAAAUUUGUUUUGCACAAAGAAAAAUGAUCUUUUCUUUUUAAGGGUCCCUUUUGCUGCAUUAUCUAUCCAGUUUGACAUGUUUUUUGGUGAAAACACCAAGUAACAGAGCUUAUAAAAAGAACAGACUUAAACCAGCCCCAGAGCCAGUCAGUCCCAAAGCUGUGACUCUUGUGCCACCAUUGUAUGUAGAGAAACAUUGACUGUGUCACUGAAAAGUAUUAACAAACUAUGCUACAUUAAUUGCUGAGAGCUAAACUAACAAAACAAAAUUCUGUGAUCAUAGCUGCUGGGUUGGUGUGAACUCCCUUAAAAGAAAGGGAGAAAGAGUAAUCUCAAAGUCAUAAAUUUACCCAAAGUGUUCUUGUUUUACAAGAAGUAAGGCAUGGAUUCAAACCUAUGACCUCAGAGAGGACAACUCCACACUGACUCAUUUGGCUCUUUCCCCAAGAGCGGAUGGUGACACUAACAACUAGAUUCACUUGCCCAAAUGUCUGUAUAUGAUGAGGAAGGCCAAAGCAAGCUUAGACUCGAAGUUUCCAUUUCCAGUUUGCACAAAAGUUCAAACAGUAUUUUAUUUUAAACAAAGUGGCUUGAUUUCAGAUAGCCAGACUUCGGGAAAAAGCAGCAGCAGCAGCAGCAGCAGCAGCAGCAAAUUUUCCUG
This is a messenger RNA of Otolemur garnettii (small-eared galago), 3662 nucleotides long. RefSeq names its product SMAD specific E3 ubiquitin protein ligase 1 (gene SMURF1). NCBI's taxonomy places the organism in Eukaryota, Metazoa, Chordata, Mammalia, Primates, Galagidae. The coding region runs from base 45 to 2309 and encodes 754 amino acids. The record is from RefSeq and is a predicted model, not a curated record. The transcript is spliced from 19 exons. Gene Ontology annotation, molecular function: ubiquitin protein ligase activity; protein binding. Gene Ontology annotation, biological process: ubiquitin-dependent protein catabolic process; negative regulation of BMP signaling pathway.